This is a messenger RNA of Penicillium lagena, 420 nucleotides long. RefSeq lists its product as uncharacterized. Bases 1 to 420 code for a protein of 139 amino acids. The record is from RefSeq and is a predicted model, not a curated record. The transcript has 2 exons. NCBI's taxonomy places the organism in Eukaryota, Fungi, Ascomycota, Eurotiomycetes, Eurotiales, Aspergillaceae.
AUGAACACUGUUGACGGGGCGAAAGAGUUCCUGCAACAACAAGUUUUCCGCAAAAUAAAUGACGAGGAAAAGUCGAAGUUUCAUCAAUGGCUUGAAAUACACGGGCUGAGCGAGGAUGCCUUUGUCGAACAAAUGGCCAGUGACACUAUUCGGUGUAACCAAAAUUGGGAUGGGUUCAUGGAAGUAUCAGAUGUCAUCCAUUCAGACUGGGGGUUUGAGCCCAAGGAGCUGGAUGAUGAGCAUGCAUCGAAACCUAUGCUUGUGGUCGGGUCAAGCAGCGAUCAGAUAGGUGGGAGUGCUAACGAUUGGAUGGUGGAUAACUAUAGGUCUGCUAAGUUGAGAUUGUUGCCGGGGGGUCAUAUCUCGUCACUCUACUAUGUGGAUGAGCUAUGGAAAGAGAUGAUUGACAUGACCCUGUAG